Macrosteles quadrilineatus (aster leafhopper) is the source of this 4014-nucleotide messenger RNA. RefSeq names its product vesicular, overexpressed in cancer, prosurvival protein 1-like. The coding region runs from base 284 to 1141 and encodes 285 amino acids. The record is from RefSeq and is a predicted model, not a curated record. The transcript has 5 exons. Lineage: Eukaryota; Metazoa; Arthropoda; Insecta; Hemiptera; Cicadellidae.
AUCUUUUACGAAGUUUCACUGUGUAGAGGCAAAUAUUUGUGAAUAUCUUUUGUGAAAUUCGUUGGUAGCAUAACUAUUUUAUACCAGAGAGCUGUGAAGUGUUACAAUACAUUUUACUACCUGCUAUGGACCUCCUACUUAACAUAGUAAUUCUUGUUUUACUUGGAGUCAUGGUUAGUAGUUGUUCACCAAUGUAACUUAACCUAACAUUAUUAUUUCCUAUUCCUGGUCGGUUACUCUAUUGAGGUUAAAAUAACUUAGGCCUAAAGAGUUUGUCAUACAAAUGGAUGACGUUCAGUGGAGAUUUUCCCAUGGAAGCAAGGUGGAGGCUAAAUACUGUCCAAUUGAAAUAGAUGGAGACGUCAAGUAUUACAUCUGUCCCCGCAAUGAGAUCUGCUGUACGUUCGGAUGCUGCAUCUCGUCCAACUUUCACUUCUACCAGUUGUGGUACUACUGGCUCAUGGUCAUCCUCAUGUUCCUUCUAUGCUCUGGGGGAACCUGGUGGUACAGGUACUGGCUACACGAAGGCCACUACCCAAGGCCACCCCCUCCACCCAACCGACCACAGCUGCGUCGUCCGCCACCCACCAGAGUAGCCUACCACGCCGGCCGCAACACUGUGGUGGUGCAGCAGAUAUGGAAACCUCAGAGAAAUACACCAGUGGGCUUCCCCAACCCACCACCAGCGUACAGUCUGGUCCAAGGCACCAGCGAGGUGACGCAAUCCUCUAGACCUGGCGAAGUGUCUAGUCAACUGGCCAAGCUGAAGCCUUCCGCAUAUUACCAGAUGUAUGGCCCUCCACCGAGCUAUGAGUCUGUUGUAUCUGAGAAUCACAGGCACCACUCCGAGCAAAUGUCACCGGACGUUGUGGAGCAAUCCAGCAAUACAGUCUGUGAACCGAGUACAGUCGAUCAGGUAACCCAGACGCACAACACACAUUCCCCUGUACAGUCCACUUCAAGGAGUCCAGUACAGUCUACUUCAAGAAGUCCUCAUGAUACACACAAUGCAGCACAGUAUACUUCCAGAAGUUCCCAAGAAACACACAUGGUACAGUCUACUUCAAGAGGUGACUCACACUUGCCAGUACAGUCCACCUUAAGAAGUCACCAGAACUCCAACACCUCAUUGCCUAAGUAGUAUCUUUAUGUCAGACCCAUUGAGUAUUAUUGAGUUACCAUUUUUAUUAGUUUGUUAGUUUUUAUAUGUGCGUUUAUAGUGUGUACGAUGACAAUGAGAUUUUGUUCUCAAUUUUUUCUUUGACUGGGCGUAGUGAUUCUCAAAAUGCUUUAUCUCAAUUUCUACUAGAGUGCUUUCACCCAUUGAAGCAGGAGAUUUUAUAAAUUAUGAAUAAGUUUUUAAUUUUAAUACAUAACCUGGUCAAAGCCAGUGACUGAAUUAAACUAGACCACAUCUAUUUCAUACUCCAUGUAUUCAUUUAAAUAGCUUAUGUCUUGCUGUGAUGCCAUUUUACACUGUUCUCAUGAUACCGAUGAGCUCAGUUUGUUGUAAAGCAUUAAUCAUUUUCAUAAAUAACCAAAUCUAAAUUUUAAUCUCAUCAGUGCCGUAAUCACAGGUCUUCAACUCACAACAUUUUAUCUCCAUAACUUAUUCAAUUGACGAUUUUCUACUAAUGAGAGUAGAAUUUAGAAAAAAAUAGUAGAACAUAACCUGCUGAUUUUUCUAAAUUUUACUGUCAUUUACAUAUUCAGUAGUAAGUUAAAUAAAAAUUAAAUAUUUUUGCUGUCGAUUAUUCUGAAGAGAUUGAAUCUCUUCUGACCUGCUGAUCCCAAGCUUGAAUAGCUGAAUAUACUUAAGCCUAUCUUAAUUUAAGAACUGAAUCGUACAACUGAAACAUUUAAUUUGUACCUAUAUCCUACUGUAGCAUGUUGAGUUAUGUAAAUGUUUAACAAACAUAGCUACCUUUUCUCUAACUUAGGGUACAUAUUUCAAGUAUGUUGUUAUACCUACUUUUGUCAUAGUGAUAACCAAUGGGAUCAGCCCUUAGCCUGCUUAAGAUCAGAAAUACCAGAACUGAAUGUUAAGUUGAAUUUAGCUCUUUAUAAAUCUUGAAUUAUUUUGCUAAUUAUACAAAGGCUUUCUAUAUUAAGUCUCUAUCAAGCUCCCAUCCCAACCAAACUACUUUAAAUCUGACACCUAUGUCUUGCUCUUGAUCUCAUCCUCUACUACUCUAACUGUUUCCUAUCCCUAUGCAAUGAUUACUCUCAUAGUAGACAAACAUGAUAUGACAGAAGUAUGAAUCACAUUCCAUGAUCAAAUUUCUGUUGGAAGGAGGUCAACUCCUAUUGAAAUCCAUUGCCAGUUGACAGAUCAAAGUUGCUCGCCGAACAAUCAAAAGGUCGUAGGUUUGUUCCUAAGAAAACUCAGUAGUCUUUUGAUGGUUCGAAACUAGACCCAGUUGUCCCUAAUAAAUGAUCCUGGCUUAUGAAACAGCUGAUCUUAGUAACAAAGCUACACAGAUUAUCUCAUAACAUUCUACACUCAUCCUUCAUUCAUAUUUGGCUUAAUACAAACCUAGGUGGCGUACCUCAGAAUGAUAAUGAUAAUUAGAUGUGUAAUCAGAAAAGCAUUUUAGACGUCAAAAAUGUACAUAGUGGCUUAGAGAGUUUGUAGAAGGCCGUGCACGUUUGCACAACGAUGCUAGGAGCAUGUGUUCUUCACGUGGCUUGCAAAACGAAGGGUGAUAAGUACAUAGGCUUCUCAUCUGUAUUUAAGCCCCUUCACAUUGCAAGUGUCGAUCAGUUCCCAUAGUGGUUUAAGUGCAGGAAACUUUGCUUUCAUUCAGUCAUAAUGCGAUCCACAGGCAAAAUCCCCUAACUUCCUAACUAACCUGAUCACUGCCUCUGACAAGACAGAUGCCGCAACCACCCUACACCAUGUAAAACACUACAAAUAGUUUACAAUACUUACAACUGCCUUAGGGAUAUUUCCACCCCUUACACACAUUUUUAUAUUCAAACACUUAACUCCAUUCUCAUCUGUCAAGGGUGAUGGACUUCAGGAUCGGCCUUAGACGAUAGAAAUCUAAUCACAGAAUGCAUUUUAUACUUGGCAAGAACAUGGAUUUUGGCGCGACGGUAGUUGAACGACCACUAUAAGGACAGCCCUUGUAAAUUCAUCUCAGACUGAUAGAACAAGUGUCGAUAUAAUAUUAAUAACUGACCAGAUUUAUUUACUGAAUGUAUCAUUUGCUUAUUGUUGCAUGUAAAUACCUAGAUAGUAAUAUAUCUAGUAAUAUACCUAUAACAUAUCGCUAGAAAUAUCUUACAACCGAAUGUUUCACCCAUUCAUUUUCUUUGAAUGGGUAAAUUCCUGGAAGAUUAAGUUACCAUGUGUUUACAGUCGGGACCACGUAAGUUUGCAGUUGAUAGCAGCCAAUCACAAGACAAGGCUAGUGCGAUGUUGCCACAUCGCACGUUGACAACGCUAAUUAAAAUAUACUAAGCAAUAUUUUCAAAUCAGCUGGUAUUAUUAGAAUUGGCAAUACCGCACGGUUCUCAUUAGUUCAUUCAAAACCAUAUGGUAAAUGGGCUCCUCCCUCAACUGCAAACGUACGUGGUCCCGACUUUAAAUAGCUUAUUGCUUGGUUUCACCUAUUUCUUAGUACAAACUUGUUAAUAGACCAUAAAAUUGAAGCAAUUUUAAGUGCUUGAAGUAAAACAGUAUGCAAAGCGAAUAAUAGAUUAUCAAUAAAUUUACUGUACAUACAAUGCCUUAUAAUGCAGUUUACAUUGAGUGUUUCGGUGUUUAGAUAAGGUGCACAGGCAGUAUUAUUUAUAUAGUUUUUUGGGUGAACAAGUUAAAGGCUAGUUAUAGUUCUUGAACAUUAUAACAAUUGUUUGUUUGUUAUAAAACAUACUAGCAGUUCUUAAAAACAUUUUCUGCUGUUAUGUUGGAGGGCCACUGCAAUGUUUGAACAGAUGCGCCUAUGGUUGAAGUUGUUUUGUAACCAAUGGUAGAGUCACACAACAAUGACUGUAAUAAUCAGUGAA